UACUAAUAACAAUAGGUAUGAUGGUAAUGCAAUUUCUAUAGGAAGAUACUUCCCGUGCAAAACGUGUUAUUUUCACAUUUCAUUUAAUGGGUUGCAUGUGUCAAUUACUGAUGUUCACAUAUAGUUGCGAUUGUUUGAUGAAUGACAGUAUGAGCGUGGCUAAUGCCGUGUACAACAGCUUGUGGUUGUAUUUGCCCAUGGAUAAAUAUGGAAAGAUAUUACGUAAAGAUCUUAUGUUCGUUAUCAUGAGGUCCAGAUCACCGUGUUGCCUGACUGCUUGUGGAUUUUUCCCCGUGUCGUUGGAAACGUAUACUGGGAUCUUGAGUGUUGCAGUUUCAUGGUUUACGUCAUUGAAAAAAUAUGAAAAAAAAUUAUUACAGUAUGCAUGUAUUGCAAACCAAUCCUUCAAAGAAGAGGAAAGCAAUUUUUUAUCAUCAAAGUAGCAAUAUC
Molecule: messenger RNA, 450 nt
Organism: Apis laboriosa (Himalayan honeybee)
Lineage: Eukaryota; Metazoa; Arthropoda; Insecta; Hymenoptera; Apidae
Product: odorant receptor 4-like
Exons: 2
Coding region: 87-443 (118 amino acids)
Biological process (GO): sensory perception of smell; detection of chemical stimulus involved in sensory perception of smell
Cellular component (GO): plasma membrane
Molecular function (GO): olfactory receptor activity; odorant binding
Source: RefSeq, a predicted model, not a curated record